AUGUCGCAAGAAGCAGAUGAGGUCCAGUCCAUGGCUGAAAGCCUCCCCGAUGCUCCCGCAGGUGCCCCUGCCAAACAAUCAUACCGUUCUUUUAAGAAGAAGUUUGCGAAGCUCAAAGUAAAUUUUGAGCUUGGAAUGAGAGAGAGUGAAUCGCUUAUUCGUGAGGAGUUGCGCAUCCAGGACCUCUCAAAGAGAAUACAGGAACAGAAUGAUCAACUAUUAGAGACUCUUUUGGAAUUUAACGACAGCCUACACAUAUCACCAGAUCUACGAUAUGAUCUGAGUGCCCCCGGAGACGAUUUCUUCUUACCAACUCCUGAAAGAGAGGUCUCUCCAUCACAAAACGAUCCUUUCGUGGCUAGUUCAGUUUUGAAAAGUGCUAAAGCGGAGCUGGCAGCCGGGAACUUGUCGGCUGAACACUACCGUGACUUAGAAAAUACUGUUAAACGAAACAAAGCCUUUGCGCCGCGCAUGCAGUAUACCUCUUUGAUAAAAAUUCCUCAUACACGCACUAAACUAGAGGAAAAUCAGUCUGGGGAUAUUGAUUCCGAAUAUAGUCUUGGGUUCUUCACGCCUGAACACGAGACUGAAUAUUAUCUAGCUACCGAUGCCAGACUAGGCGAUGAAUCAGCAGCCUUACAACUCAGCCGCGCCCCCGAUAAGCCCUCAUUUGUUGAACGAGAAAGAGAGGCUGCACUCCGGAAUCCCAUAUCAGUAUAUAAUUGGUUACGAAGAAAUCAGCCGCAUAUCUUUUUACAGGAUAACGAAAAUGCUUCCGAAAAAUCUGCCUCUCGACCAUCGAAUUUACGCACGUCCAAGAGAGCAGCCCCCAACCAGCUGCAGAAAGACCAAGAUGUACAUGAUGAUGAUAGCAUCCUAAUGGAAACUGGGCCUGGAUCCGGCGGUUCUAAGGGCAAACGCAAGCGUGAAGAAGACGUUGGCUCUAGAUCCAAAGGCGGUAGCAGCCGCUCAAGUCGAAAAAAGAAGGACGAUGGCAACUCUGGCGUGGUCAAGCUGCUACAUGAUCUUCUGGUCCACAUGGUUAUAUCAUAUCUAUUUCCUGUGUCCUUCAGAUCUCGAAAAAUGGCCAUCACUAUUCUUCCCCCGGUUAUCGACGAUGUCGACACAUCCUACUCAGAUUCGGACGUUGAUCCAAUGUGCGUGGACUCGGACGGAGUAGAUCUAGCGAUAGGAAAGGCCUCGAGACCGAGUAGACGACCUCGCUUAGUGGAAGGGACAAAUAUCACCUCAGGAGUGGUUACGCCCGGAGAAGUUGUGACAGAUGAUCCGCAAUGGAUGAGAGGACAUGGUACCUAUACAAACCCCCUUUCGACAUCCAUAGUCGCCACUGUUGCAGGUACUGUUCAAAAGACCAACAAACUUCUCUCCGUACAGCCACUUCGAGCUCGUUACACUCCAGAAAUAGGCGACCUUGUGGUAGGGCGCAUUGUGGAAGUUCAGUCCAGACGAUGGAAGGUCGAUGUUGCCGCCCCGCUCCUUGCACAACUUCCACUCUCUGCUAUUAAUCUUCCUGGUGGAAUCUUGCGUCGGCGAACGAGCGCCGAUGAAUUACAAAUCAGAACUUUCUUCAGUGAAGGUGACCUAGUAGUCGCUGAAGUUCAAACUGUACACUCUGAUGGCGCAGCCUCGCUACAUACGCGGUCUUUGAAGUACGGAAAACUCAGAAAUGGCGUGUUUCUCGCUGUUACCGGGACAGGCGGAAGUGGCGCUUCGAGUUCGACGAUAAAGGGUGGAGUUGGCUCCGGGUCUGCUGCUGUAGGGCCAAUGGGCGCAUCAGGCAGCGGGGGGGUAGUUCGAUCUCGAAGGCAGGUGUGGACAGUCAAUACCGCCAAUGGAGGUGGCGACGUGGAUGUCAUACUUGGAGUUAACGGCUACAUAUGGAUUUCAAAACAUGCCGACGAUACCGCUGCUGCAUCCUCAACCACAGAUAGCGUGUCAAUUACCCGCAUGGAGGAAAUGGUUUCGAGUUCUAUAUAUUCCAGUCAAAACGAUGAUAUCCCGCCUCAGACAAGGCGAGAAAUUGCACGGCUGGCGCAGUGUAUCAGGGUCCUUGUUCAGGGGGGUGUGCGGGUCGAUGAGGAAACUGUGAUGAGUGCAUACGAAGCUAGCUUACAAGUGGAUUUGGAGAUCGGGGAGGAAGAUGAGGAGGAAUACCAGGGAAGAGAAGGAAGAGAGUAUCUUGAGGGCAACAAAGCGCGGAGCAUAUUGGAACAGGUCUUGGAACGCAAAUAG
This is a messenger RNA of Aspergillus alliaceus, 2253 nucleotides long. Its product is annotated as IEC3 subunit of the Ino80 complex, chromatin re-modelling-domain-containing protein. Gene Ontology annotation, cellular component: nucleus; cytoplasmic exosome (RNase complex); nuclear exosome (RNase complex). The coding region runs from base 1 to 2253 and encodes 750 amino acids. Lineage: Eukaryota; Fungi; Ascomycota; Eurotiomycetes; Eurotiales; Aspergillaceae. Gene Ontology annotation, molecular function: RNA binding. Gene Ontology annotation, biological process: CUT catabolic process; exonucleolytic trimming to generate mature 3'-end of 5.8S rRNA from tricistronic rRNA transcript (SSU-rRNA, 5.8S rRNA, LSU-rRNA); chromatin remodeling. The record is from RefSeq and is a predicted model, not a curated record. The transcript is spliced from 6 exons.